UUGGUAUUGUUUGGGUUUGCUGGUUCCUCAGGUUAUCCUACUCUACGGAUAGAGAAGAAUGACCUUAAAAGUGUAACUUUGAUAGAGGCAAAAGCUAAAGUGAAGGAUAUAGCAAUCUCCAGAGAGAGGAUAACACUAAAAGAUGUUCUUCAGGAAGGCACAUUUGGUCGAAUUUUCCAUGGUAUUCUAAUAGAAGAUAAAGAUCCUAGUAAAGAAAAACAAGUGUUUGUCAAAACAGUAAAAGAUCAAGCUUCAGAAAUUCAAAUAACAAUGAUGCUGACAGAAAGCAGUAAACUCAGAGGUCUUCAUCACAGAAAUCUACUCCCAAUCACUCAUGUUUGUAUUGAGGAAGGAGAAAAACCAAUGGUGUUAUUGCCUUACAUGAAUUGGGGGAAUCUCAAGCUUUUCUUGCGACAAUGCAAACUUGUAGAAGCUAAUAACCCUCAGGCAAUUUCUCAACAAGACCUUGUACAUAUGGCAAUUCAAAUUGCCUGUGGAAUGAGCUAUUUGGCCCGAAGAGAAGUUAUUCACAAAGACUUGGCUGCUAGAAACUGUGUCAUUGAUGAUGCACUUCAGGUAAAGAUUACAGAUAAUGCUCUAUCCAGAGACUUAUUUCCAAUGGAUUAUCAUUGCCUUGGAGAUAAUGAAAACAGACCAGUGCGUUGGAUGGCUCUUGAAAGCUUGGUUAACAAUGAAUUUUCUGGUGCUAGUGAUGUGUGGUCUUUUGGGGUGACCUUAUGGGAAUUAAUGACAUUAGGACAAACUCCAUAUGUAGAUAUUGAUCCCUUUGAGAUGGCUGCCUAUCUAAAGGAUGGAUACAGAAUAGCUCAACCAAUCAACUGUCCCGAUGAAUUAUUUGCUGUGAUGGCUUGUUGCUGGGCACUAGAUCCUGAGGAGAGACCUAAAUUCCAGCAGCUAGUGCAGUGUCUCACUGAAUUUCAUGCAGCAUUGGGAGCUUAUGUCUGACAAUCAAUAUUCAACAAGAGAAAACAUUGCCAUCUAUUUAUGCAACUGUAACCUCUGUCUUGAAAUACCUGGAAGAAAUUUCUAUUAAUUUUUGUGGAGUCUUCGCGUAAUAUUAACAUCAGGGAAUCAACAUACUAAGCAGUAGCUUAAGUAGAGGAUCUUUUUCCAAAAUCAUUGUGCCUUAAAAGAGAUAACCCAUUUGGGGGAAGAUUUGGGGAUUAUUCAAAAUGACAAUUAUUUGAAAAAUAAAACUUUUCCGAUUUUAAAAAAGAAUUCAUGUAAACAAAUUGACAAAAAUGUAAGGUUAAUUUUGGCACUGUUAAACUAGAUGCGAACUUCAAGGAAAUAACUGAGAAAUGGGAGAUGUCUGUUCAAAAAAAAGAUUCAAGGGGGAAAAUUCACCCAUCCUUUUU
This is a messenger RNA of Protobothrops mucrosquamatus (brown spotted pit viper), 1379 nucleotides long. Its product is annotated as tyrosine-protein kinase RYK. Gene Ontology annotation, cellular component: signaling receptor complex. The annotation marks the transcript as partial. NCBI's taxonomy places the organism in Eukaryota, Metazoa, Chordata, Lepidosauria, Squamata, Viperidae. The record is from RefSeq and is a predicted model, not a curated record. The transcript has 8 exons. Gene Ontology annotation, biological process: axonogenesis; protein phosphorylation; cell surface receptor protein tyrosine kinase signaling pathway. Gene Ontology annotation, molecular function: protein kinase activity; ATP binding.